AUGGCAGGUAAGAAAAAGAGCCACCGCACCCAUCCAGGGUCCGCUGCUUCUUCACCUCAGAAGAGUCGUAAAGAUUCAGAAUUGGUGAAUGAAACUCAUCAUCGCCAUCAGGAGAAUGAGAAAGCACAGGAGAAAGCUGUCAGUAAAAAUGAAAUCAAAAAGGAUUCAAAGCUGUACAACUUUGCUGUUAGAACAGUAUGGACUUUUGUUAUGAUUGCAGGGUUUUUCUUCAUUUUAGCCUCCGGUCAUUUCUGGUGUAUUAUACUUAUAUUGGCAUGUCAAAUCGCUACUUUCAAAGAAUGCAUUGCUGUCACUGGUCGCUCUGGUCGUGAAAAGAACUUGCCUUUGACUAGAACUUUGAAUUGGUACUUUUUAUUUACGACUAUCUACUACUUGGAUGGUAAGUCUCUCUUCAAAUUCUUCGAUGAAUCCUUUGUGAAAUACUCGGCCUUAAACUUCAUUGCAUCCAACCACAAGUUUGUCAGCUACUGUCUUUAUGUGUUAGGAUUCGUUAUGUUCGUUUGUAGCUUGAGAAAGGGGUACCUCAAGUUCCAAUUCGCCUCUCUAUGCAUCACCCACAUGGUUUUGCUAUUGGUAGUUUUCCAGGCACACUUGAUCAUCAACAAUGUUAUAAAUGGACUAAUCUGGUUCCUAUUGCCUUGUGGUUUGGUUAUUGUGAAUGAUAUUUUUGCAUACUUGUGUGGUAUCACAUUUGGACGUACCAAACUAAUUGAAAUCUCGCCCAAAAAAACCCUUGAAGGUUUCCUUGGCGCCUGGUUCUUCACUGCAAUUGCUAGUGUCUUGCUAACCAGAUUAUUAACACCUUACUACUAUAUGACUUGUCCAGUCACAGACAUAAAAACGAACGUUUUCACUCCUCUCACUUGUGAAUUGAAUCCAGUCUUUGUUCCACAAGACUACAGAUUGCCACCAAUCAUCUUCGAGAAAAUUGGGAUUGAAGUUGUAACUCUUAAGCCAAUAUAUUUACAUGCGUUAAAUUUGGCAACCUUUGCCUCCUUAUUUGCUCCAUUUGGAGGAUUUUUUGCAUCAGGUUUGAAAAGAACCUUCCAAGUAAAGGACUUCGGUGAUUCGAUCCCUGGUCAUGGUGGUAUCACUGAUAGAGUUGACUGUCAGUUCUUGAUGGGUUCAUUUAUGAAUUUGUACUAUGAAACUUUUAUUAGUGAAAACAGAAUUACGGUUGGUACAGUUGUGUCUACUAUCCUAAUGAACUUAGACCCAGCUGAAAUUGUCCAAUUAAUUCAAACUUUGAACAAGGCCUUGUAUGAUAGCGACAUAAUGAAGAAAGAUGUCUAUGAUAAGAUCACAGAACUUUACAAUUCAUAA
Messenger RNA from Kluyveromyces marxianus DMKU3-1042, 1344 nucleotides. RefSeq names its product phosphatidate cytidylyltransferase (gene CDS1). The record is from RefSeq and is a predicted model, not a curated record. The transcript has a single exon. Bases 1 to 1344 code for a protein of 447 amino acids. Gene Ontology annotation, cellular component: endoplasmic reticulum membrane. NCBI's taxonomy places the organism in Eukaryota, Fungi, Ascomycota, Saccharomycetes, Saccharomycetales, Saccharomycetaceae. Gene Ontology annotation, molecular function: phosphatidate cytidylyltransferase activity.